Molecule: messenger RNA, 604 nt
Organism: Thecamonas trahens ATCC 50062
Lineage: Eukaryota; Apusomonadida; Apusomonadidae
Product: V-type proton ATPase proteolipid subunit
Exons: 2
Coding region: 68-583 (171 amino acids)
Biological process (GO): proton transmembrane transport
Cellular component (GO): proton-transporting V-type ATPase, V0 domain
Molecular function (GO): proton-transporting ATPase activity, rotational mechanism
Source: RefSeq, a predicted model, not a curated record
ACCUCACGCCCUUCUCCCGACCACAGCAGACACACCAAGCUCUUCUCUCAACCCUUCACAGACAAGCAUGGCCUCCCUUCCUGAGAUUGCCUGCGAUCCUUCCGCCCCCUUCUUUGGCUCCAUGGGAGCUGCUGCCGCCAUUUCGCUCGGCUGCCUCGGCGCUGCCUACGGCACCGCCAAGUCGUCGAUCGGGAUCUCGGCUGUUGGUGUGCUCAAGCCCGAGCUGAUCAUGCGGUCGAUCAUUCCGGUGGUCAUGGCCGGUAUUGUCGGUAUUUACGGCCUCAUUGUCUCGAUCAUCAUCUCGACCUCGAUGAAGCCGGCGACGUACCCGGACGCGUCGGGCUACAUUGACCUUGGCGCCGGCCUCGCUGUCGGCCUUGCCGGCCUCGCCUCGGGCAUGUGCAUCGGCAUCGUCGGUGACUCGGGCGUCCGCGCUUUUGCCCAGCAGCCGCGCGUCUACGUCACCCUCAUCCUCAUCCUCAUUUUCGCUGAGGCGCUCGGCCUUUACGGCCUCAUUGUCGCCAUUGUCAUGGGCGGCCAGAAGCCGCAGACUGGCUCGUUCAAGUGCGUCACCUCAAACUGAUAAAGCCACACAAGCCUAGCC